AUGGCGGCACCAAUAGCAGUAGUGGCUAUUUAUGUAUAUAAUAUUAUAAGCUUUAUUCAAUGGGGUAAAAAUAUUAUUCAAAAAAUUUUCAGUAAAGAAACAACUACAACAACGAUUGCAUCUCGAAUAAUAAUCGAAGAUACUACAAAAUUUGAUUAUGAAAAUUUAAAGCCAAAGAAACAAUAUAAAUCGAAUGAUCGAUCAGCUUCGUCAAGUUCUGGUUCAUCUAUUAGUUUCGUACUCAUUAUUGCAAUUAUCCUUGCCGUUGUAGCUUUUAUUAUCUAUCGAAAACGAAUUGAAACUAAUGAGAAUAAAUUCAGUUUUGAACAAACUGAAAAAUAUUUUGAAACAUCACCUAGUCCACCAACAUCAGAAACCGAACCAAAUCAUUCAUCAAUGUGGUCAACUAUUCCUUCUUCAUUACAACGAUCGACAUUAACUAUUGUUUGA
This is a messenger RNA of Adineta steineri, 450 nucleotides long. NCBI's taxonomy places the organism in Eukaryota, Metazoa, Rotifera, Eurotatoria, Adinetida, Adinetidae. The record is from the annotation of a GenBank genome assembly.